Sitophilus oryzae (rice weevil) is the source of this 2323-nucleotide messenger RNA. RefSeq names its product adenylyl cyclase-associated protein 2 (gene capt). The coding region runs from base 208 to 1473 and encodes 421 amino acids. Gene Ontology annotation, cellular component: cytoplasm. Gene Ontology annotation, molecular function: actin binding; adenylate cyclase binding. The transcript is spliced from 3 exons. Gene Ontology annotation, biological process: regulation of adenylate cyclase activity; cytoskeleton organization; cell morphogenesis. The record is from RefSeq and is a predicted model, not a curated record. NCBI's taxonomy places the organism in Eukaryota, Metazoa, Arthropoda, Insecta, Coleoptera, Curculionidae.
UAUAUCAUCCAAAACGUCAAAAAAUCGGCUUGAUAAACACGGUUUACUCAUCGACGAAAAAGUGAAUCAUUUCCAAGAUUCUCGAGUCGAAUUAUCUUACGUUCUAGGUCAGCUGUCGCUAUUCUCAACUUGACGAAAUCUCUACAAAAGUAGUUGUGCAGUUUACCGACCGUUUGAAACUCGAUUUGGGCGUUCACUCGAACAACUAUGAGCGUUUACGGGUACACCGAUAUCAUCCAGGGCCCUCUCGCACAGUACCUUCGCAUUUCGCAGGAACUGGGAGGCGAUGUGGCCGAGCAUUCGCGCUUGGUACAAGGGGCGUUCAACGCCCAGCUGCAGUACAUACAGCUGGCGGCCGAAUCCGCUCAACCAGGACAAGCAGACGUUGUGAACCUGCUGAAACCGACCAGCGAUAAAAUCGGUGCUAUUCAGGAGUUCAGCGAGAAGCACAGGACGUCGCCCUUCUUCAAUCACUUGGCUGCUAUCAGUGCCAGCAUCCCUGCACUGGGAUGGGUUACGGUAAGUCCAGCUCCAUCGCCUUACGUGAAGGAAAUGAAUGAUGCCGGACAGUUCUACACUAACAGAGUACUGAAAGAUUUCAGGGAAAAAGAUAAGAGACAUGUAGACUGGGUUAAAACUUGGAUACAAACACUUUCAGAUUUGCAAGCUUUCGUGAAGCAGUAUCAUACGACAGGGCUAGUGUGGUCUGGGAAAGGAGCCAUUAAGACAGGUGGAGCUCCUCCACCACCUCCUGGAUGUCCUCCACCUCCUCCGGUUAUAGAUUUCUCUACGGCAGCUGCAGGUGAUGCAGGUCCCGAUAGAUCAGCCUUAUUUGCCGAAAUAAACCGCGGUCAAGACGUGACCAGAAACCUCAAAAAAGUCACUUCCGACAUGCAAACGCACAAAAACACGGCCCUGCGUCAAGGACCGGCGCCCUUCAAGCCACCCGUCGCCUCGAAACCGGUGUUUGGCGGAGCCCAAGCUGCUCCCGCCGACAAAGCACCCGUUUUUAGUCACGAAGGCAAGAAAUGGCUGAUCGAGUACCAGAAGAAUCGACAGGACUUGGUGGUGGACAACGCCGAAAUGAACAACGUGGUGUACCUGUUCAAAUGCGAGAACACCACGGUACAGGUUAAAGGUAAAAUCAACUCGAUCACGAUGGAUUCCUGUAAGAAAACCUCGAUAGUUUUCGACAAUUUGGUAUCGUCCAUGGAGUUCAUUAACUGUCAGUCGGUACAAAUGCAAGUUUUCGGCAAAGUUCCUACGAUUUCAAUCGAUAAAACCGACGGAUGUCAAGUUUACCUGAGCAAUGACUCGUUAGACGUCGAAAUAAUCAGUUCAAAAUCGUCAGAGAUGAACGUUUUAAUACCUAAAGGGGACGAUUACGUAGAAAUCGCCGUACCAGAGCAGUACCGAACUAAAAUCACGCCCAAUAAGACUUUGCACACUGAAAUUGUCGAGAACAAAGGUUAAAAAGCUAAAAGACUCUUUCAAUAUGCAAUAUUGAUCGUUUCUAAAAGACAUUUUUUGAUCAGGGAUGGGUAAAGGAAAAACGCGAACGUAAAAAACUAAUUUUUUACAUGUAAUUAAUUUACACGUAUAAAACUAGUUUUUAGGAGAUUAAAGCUCCUCGGUCUCCUCCAAAAACGAUGUUAUCUGUUAAUAACCUUUGUCAAAAAGGUAUUUUAAUUUAUUUCACGGUGUUUGAGGUGAUUUAACAAUAAUAUUUAUUUUAUUUUGUGUAGAAAUCGAAAAUUCAGUUGAAAACAAUAUAAAUUUUAUGUUGAGAUGAAAGAAAAAUGUCUUUAUUAGUUUUUUUUUAAAUAUUUUUACGUGUAUUUUUGACCAAAAAUUUAAAACCUUAAGAGACGCUUACAUUAAUACCCAUCCCUGAUUUUAAUACAAUUUUAUAGAGGUAUUUUAAUCAGGGACAUGGGAGGAAAGAAUUUUAACGUAAAAAAAUAAUUUUUAACUGUAAAAAAAAUAGUUUUUCCAGGUUAUUAAAGCAGCUUUAUUAUUUUUAUUUGAUCUAGAAAAUGGAAUAUUUAGUCAAAAACAAUAUGAAUUAGUAGUUAUUUGGUAAGAUUUUUUUUUUAUUUUUAUUACAUUUUAAAUGUAAAAAAACUCUAUGAGACGCGUUAAUGCCCUUUCCUGAUUUUAAUAUAAUUUUUUAGUCGUUUGCUGUGGGAUUUUUUUAAUGGGAGAGUUAAAAUAAAAUGCUUAAAUAAAAUGUCUUCUAGAAACGUUUUUUUUUUAAUUAAAUAAGAUUGUUUCUUAAAAGAAAUUAGCGAUUUGAUAAAACGUAGAUAAUAAAAUGAUAAAA